GAUUCCAGACAGCCUACAAUUUUCUAUUAUUUGCGCCAACUUGGAAGCUGAGAAAUCAAUAACGUGCGUAUCAUUCUAUUCUAGUCUUUCAAUGUGGAAACAAAACGAAUAAUCAUGCUAGAUAAUUUUUUACGAGAGUACAAUAUCAAUCGAAUAUUUUUGUCGACCGUAGGUCUUUGGCCGUUUCAAAAUAAACUUGUAAGAAAUUUCUUACGAAUUUUCUUCUUUCUGCUCGAAAUAAGUUAUUGGCUCUUCGAGAUAAUGUUGAUAUAUAAUCAUUGGGAUAAUCUACAAAUAGUUUUCGAUGGCAGUUAUCAACUUGUGAUGUCGAUAUCUUUCGUUGGUAGGAUAGGCAAUGAGUUUUGGAAUCACGACAAGUUGCGACGGUUGUAUAAAGCUAUUGACGAGCAUUGGAACAUAUUUACGAAUGAUGUGGAAGUUCAAGUCAUGAAAAAUUAUUCUAUGGUAUCACGAAAAUUUACAAAAUGUUACUCAAUGUUAAUGUUUUCCAUAGCAUUGAUAAUGGUAGCAGUACCAUUAACACCAAUAUUACUAGAUAUUGUGAUACCUCUUAACGAAUCACGUUUGCGAUUCUUUGCGAUCGAAGUUGAUUUCAGAGUGAGCAACAAUGAAUACUUUUUACCAAUUUAUUGCUAUACUUCCAUUCUAAUUCUGGUAGGUGUAAACGUCGUAAUGGGUGUCGAUGCAAUGCAUGUUGCAUGCGCCGCUCAUGCGUGUAGUUUAUUUGUCGCUAUCAACUGGAAGAUAAAAUUUACGUUUGUAUUCACAGCAUGUCUUGUGAGUUUGAUGAUUGUAUGCUAUUCUGGUCAAAGAUUAAUGGACGAAAGUCAGAGCAUAUUCUAUCGAGCAUAUGCUGCAGAAUGGUAUAAGUUCUCGCCUAGACUAAAAUCUUUAUUGAUAAUAACUCUUUACAGAACUAAUGUACCGUGUAGUUUAAACGCAGGUAAUAUGGUUCCGCUAUCGAUUGCAACCUACGUGACGGUAUUACGAAUCGCCACGUCUUACUUUACAACAUUUAUAUCUUUCAAAAAAUGAUUACUGGAUUUUCAACUAACUUUUCACUGAUUCAUUGUA
Monomorium pharaonis (pharaoh ant) is the source of this 1095-nucleotide messenger RNA. RefSeq lists its product as uncharacterized. Gene Ontology annotation, cellular component: plasma membrane. The transcript is spliced from 8 exons. Gene Ontology annotation, biological process: detection of chemical stimulus involved in sensory perception of smell; sensory perception of smell. Bases 115 to 1056 code for a protein of 313 amino acids. NCBI's taxonomy places the organism in Eukaryota, Metazoa, Arthropoda, Insecta, Hymenoptera, Formicidae. The record is from RefSeq and is a predicted model, not a curated record. Gene Ontology annotation, molecular function: odorant binding; olfactory receptor activity.